Messenger RNA from Tribolium castaneum (red flour beetle), 1133 nucleotides. It is a transcript of the gene Mt2, whose product is annotated as Methyltransferase 2. Gene Ontology annotation, molecular function: methyltransferase activity. Gene Ontology annotation, cellular component: nucleus. The record is from RefSeq and is a predicted model, not a curated record. Lineage: Eukaryota; Metazoa; Arthropoda; Insecta; Coleoptera; Tenebrionidae. The transcript has 3 exons. The coding region runs from base 134 to 1123 and encodes 329 amino acids.
UGGUAAAAUUUGAGUAAAUCGAAAAUUCAUAGUUUUCUCAAAAAAAUUAUUCCGAAUAAGUCCCAAAGUUUGAGAGCCCUUGAACUGAAAUGAAUGAGGUUAACUUAACCUAUAAUAAAAAACAAAGCAAAAAAUGGAAAUUUUGGAACUGUACAGUGGCAUUGGGGGGAUGCAUUGGGCGUUAAAAGUUAGUGGGGUAGAAGGCACAAUUAAAGCAGCAGUCGACAUCAACCCCACAGCCAAUUCAGUCUAUAAACACAAUUUCCCGCACAUAAAUCUACUCAAUCGCAACGUUCAAAGCCUGACACCACAGUUCAUAAAUAAAUUAGGCGUUAACACAAUUCUAAUGUCGCCCCCUUGUCAGCCCUUUACCCGAAACGGCCUUCAGGAGGACAUCAACGAUGAACGAACCAAAUCUUUCAUCCACGUUUUAGCGAUUUUACCUGAUCUCAAAGUGACUAGAAUCUUAAUAGAAAACGUGAAAGGUUUUGAACGGUCAAAAAUGAGGGACUUGUUAAUUGAAACGCUGGAAAAAUGCGGCUUUAAUUACCAGGAAUUUAUUCUCACGCCUACUCAAAUUGGGAUACCUAACACCAGGCAUCGGUACUAUUGUCUCGCCAAAAAACCUCCCAAUGUGUUCAAUUUUAAGACAGGAGUUUUGAAAACGGAAUUUCCUAAUCAACAAAACGCCCCUCAUUGCUUUGAAAUCAGCAAAGUUUUGGAACAAAACGAAUUAACUCCGUAUUAUUUAACCGAUAAAGUUCUAACAAAUUAUUUGGAAACCACAGAUAUACGUUAUAGCACUUCGAGAAACACGUGUUGUUUCACUAAGGCUUACGGACGUUACGUUAAAGGCACCGGAAGUGUUUAUAGCGAUUUGCCCGAAAUUACACCUGAAAUAUUCAACCAACUUUCCGACCACGAGCCUGGAAGUAGCGCCUAUUUGAAAUUAGCACAUGGGUUGAAAAUGCGGUUUUUUACACCUAGGGAGGUUGGCAGGCUAAUGAGUUUUCCUGAAGAUUUUACAUUCCCGGAAAAUACAAGCGAUAAACAAAAGUAUAUGUUACUGGGGAACAGUAUUAACGUCCGUGUUGUAGCAGAAUUAAUAAAACUAUUGCAAUGAUUCAGUCGUU